GUUGACCAGGCUGGUCUUGAACUCCUGACCUCAAGCCAUCUGCCCACCUUGGCCUCCCAAAGUUCUGGGAUUAUUUUUUAAGCAGUUUUGAUAGGUGUGUACCUAGUAGUGCUCUGUGGUUUAAUUUGCAUUUCCCAGGGAGUGGGGGCACUGCCUGUCUUCUCACGCCUCAGUUGCUUGUUGCUGUGACGGUCGCCCACUCCUCCUGCCAGUGUCUGUGCUGCUCACGGUAGCUGCAUCAGCUUCACGCUGUCCGCCCUUCGCCACCCACCGCGCCUGCUGCUCAGGAAUGUUCCAAGCAACUUGGUGGUAACAGAAGCUGAGAACAGCCCAGAUGUCCUUCGGUGCAAGAGUGGAUGGAUCAGUUGUGGUCUAUUCACAGAAUAGAAUGUGACCACACUGGAGAUGAAUGAAUUGUAGCUACAAUCUGCAGUGUAGACGAAUCUUAGGAACGUAGGCGUUUCAGAAGCAGAUCAAGCCAGGCACGAUGCUGUGUGCCUAUAGUCCCAGCUACUCAGAGCCUGAAGGUGGGAGAUCACUUCAGCCUGGGAGUUUGAGGCCAGCCUGGGCAACAUAGCAAGACCCUGUCUCAAAGGAAAAAAAAAGCAGAUUACAGAAAAGUAAAUCCAGUGCUAGGCCGUAUUUUUAAGCUCAAAAAAUUAAAACUAAUUAGCGUUUAGGGAUAAACAUGAGGUAAUUUUUUAGAAGCAAGAGAAUAGCAUUGAAUUUAAGGUAUAUAUGGGGAAAAUGAAACUUCCAAGUUAUUGAUAAUUUUCCAGUUUUUAAAUUAGAGACGGGAUCAUGGUGUUUAUGCGUCAUAAUUUAUAUGUUCCAUAUAUUUUUUGUUGUUUUUUUGAGACGGAGUCUCGCUCUGUCACCCAUGCUGGAGUGCAGUGGCGCGAUCUCGGCUCACGGCAAGCUCUACCUCCCAGGUUUACACCAUUCUCCGCCUCAGCCUCCCGAGUAGCUGGGACUACAGGCGCCCACCACCAUGCCUGGCUAAUGUUUUUGUAUUUUUGUAGAGACGGGGUUUCACUGUGUUAGCCAGGAUGGUCUCGAUCUCCUGACCUUGUGACCCGCCCGCCUUGGCCUCCCAAAGUGCUGGGAUUACAGGCGUGAGCCACCACGCCCGGCUGAUAUGUUCCAUAUAUUUCUUUCUGUAUUUCACAUAAUACAUAGUAAAAUAUUUAAAACAGAACAAAAAUAGACUUCCUUUUAAGAUGUUUUCAUAUCUGUUCUUACAAAGUUGGCCACAGUUUUUCCCCAACAGUAGUUUGAGUUCAGCAGCAGCUCUUUUAUAAAACGUUUGCUGCACACACUGAGAUUGCACCUGGAAGUACAGAAAUAAGAACACACGUAUUUUAUUUUAUUUUUUUACCCCUGAAGAUCUUUAAGUCUUCUGAGGAGCAUGGACCUGCUAGACUGCAAGCUGCUGCAUUCUGAGGAGCAGGGACCUGCUAAACUGCAAGCUGCCGCAGGCGGAGAUUUUUGCCUGUUUGGUUUAUUUUGUUACCACUGAGUCCCCAGCUCUGAGAACAGAGCGAGGCAUGUGAUCGAUGCAUCGUAACUGUUGAGCAAAUGAAUGCUGAGCUGUGAUGGCACCGACGUGUCCGGGGAGAGGACGCACCCGGCUGUGUGGACAUGUGCCCAGGGCCCAGGACAGCGCCACGGAAGAGGACACACCCGGCUGUGUGGACAUGUGCCCAGGGCCCGGGACAGCGCCACGGAAGAGGACGCACCCGGCUGUGUGCACAUGUGCCCAGGGCCCGGGACAGCGCCACGGAAGAGGACGCACCCGGCUGUGUGCACAUGUGCCCAGGGCCCGGGACAGCGCCACGGAAGAGGACGCACCCGGCUGUGUGCACAUGUGCCCAGGGCCCGGGACAGCGCCACGGAAGAGGACGCACCCGGCUGUGUGGACAUGUGCCCAGGGCCCGGGACAGCGCCACGGAAGAGGACGCACAGGACAGCGCCACGGAAGAGGACGCACCCGGCUGUGUGCACAUGUGCCCAGGGCCCGGGACAGCGCCACGGAAGAGGACGCACCCGGCUGUGUGCACAUGUGCCCAGGGCCCGGGACAGCGCCAUGGAAGAGGACGCACCCGGCUGUGUGCACAUGUGCCCAGGGCCCGGGACAGCGCCACGGAAGAGGACGCACCCGGCUGUGUGCACAUGUGCCCAGGGCCCGGGACAGCGCCACGGAAGAGGAUGCACCCGGCUGUGUGGACAUGUGCCCAGGGCCCGGGACAGCGCCACGGAAGAGGACGCACCCGGCUGUGUGGACAUGUGCCCAGGGCCCGGGACAGCGCCACGGAAGAGGACGCACCCGGCUGUGUGGACAUGUGCCCAGGGCCCGGGACAGCGCCACGGAAGAGGACGCACAGGACAGCGCCACGGAAGAGGACGCACCCGGCUGUGUGGCAGGGGAGGUUCCCAAGAGCAGGCUCAGGGCUCUGGGGUCUGAGUGAGGGCUCUCCAGCCAGCAGGGAGCAGGGCAGGGUGUUGAAGAGACGGCAGGUGCGUCAGGGGCUGACGUGGGACCCGGCACUCUGUGCUCUGUGUCUGCCCGGGAACAGGUAGUCCUGCGUCGGACCGGGAAGUGUGGUGGGUGUGGUGGGGGAAGGGGCUGGCGUCAGCAGGGCUCUCGUCCGCCAACGUCUGGUGGGGAUGCCCGCCA
Homo sapiens (human) is the source of this 2677-nucleotide messenger RNA. RefSeq lists its product as uncharacterized. Lineage: Eukaryota; Metazoa; Chordata; Mammalia; Primates; Hominidae. The coding region runs from base 1642 to 2580 and encodes 312 amino acids. The transcript has a single exon. The record is from RefSeq and is a predicted model, not a curated record.